GUUGGAUUGGGCUAUAAAAAGGGCUCUGGAUAGCCUUCUCCAUCGCACUUUGAACGGGUCACUUCUCUAAUAUUCCCUAUAAAGCCAGGCGGUCCGUUCAGCCAGAUCCAUCCCAUUUCAACAGGCUUUCAAUAUCGAUUUGGAAUCUGUAAACCAGCUUAUUGAUUAGUAUUGCUGCUUGAGUACUGGGAAGCAGAAGAGACCAAAAAGACAGAAGAAAAGGGAAAACAUGUCAGAUUAAAGGAGACCCUGUAACUUGCAGUUUCCCUUGAGAGUUGGAUUGGGCUGUAAAAAGUGCUCCGGAUCUCCAUCGCACCUUGAACGAGUUACUUCUCUAAUAUUCCCUAUAACACUAAUGCUGGCUGUACAGGCCAGCAUUAAUGGAUAGCUGGGCGGGUGGGGGGUGGGUGAUUAUUUAAGAAAAAUAAUUCACCCACCCCCUCUGUUUGUGUGUGGCCUGUUCAGCCAUAUCAAUCCCAAUUCAACAAGUUCUUCAUUUUUCAUAUAUUUCUAUCAGUUCUAUUUCCCUACUUUACCCGCACCCAAUUUAUCCGGCCAUUUCUAUCUUCAAAUAGGAUUUCGUCACCCUGCAGGCUUUCAAUAUCGAUUUUUGGAAUCUGUAAUUGUAAACCAGCUUAUUGAUUAGUAUUGCUGCUUGAGUACUGGGAAGCAGAAGAGACCAAAAACACAGAAGAAAAGGGUUGAAGAUGGCUUCAGAAGAAAAUGAUCUUUUCGACGUUGAAGCCCAGCAAUUACCGUUGCUGCCAACACAUGAACCAGAAAGUACUUCAAGACGGACUUGGCGGAUGGCAAUUUUGUUUAUACGCUCGGCCAACCUUUUCAAGUCAUUGGGAAAAAACUAUUCCACCGAUGGCUCUUCAUCUGAUUCGAGCGUAUCAAUAUCGUUGCCUGCUUAUACUUCUGUUGGUACUGCUGAUGGUGAAGAUAAUGCGGGUUCAGAAAUCGUGGAAGCUGCACAUGUUUCGCUGGAGUUUCCUGAGGAUUCCUUAAUUGUCAACUCUACUCCCCAGAGUGAAUACACCAGUACUAUUGAGCUCCAGCGCAUCCAGAUGGGAAACAUCACCGAGAUGGUAAAGACAAUGAACUUGGACGAACUUCAUAAUAUUGGAGGAGUCCAGGGAGUUGCAGAUGCAUUGAACACUAAUCUCAUUAAUGGACUUUCUGAUAACCUUGAAGCUUUUUCUGAAUGCAAUACAAACGAAAUCUCUCAAGCCCUCACCUUCUUCCACUUCUUUAAGGAAGGGUGCAACAACUACACAAUCUUCCUUCUAUCAUUAGCUGCCGUCCUAUCCCUGUCCUUUGGAAUUAAGCAAGAAGGCGUAGCGAAUGGCUGGUUUGAUGGGACAAUUUUACUUGUUUCCAUCUUUGUACUUGUUGUUUUUAUAGCAAUACGUUCUUACUCCCAAGCAAGGUGGUACCAGAAGAAGUUCAAGAAACAAUGGUUUUCAGAAGGGAGGAAUGGGAAAGUAAAAGUUAUCAGAUCAGGGGAUGCUUUAGUAGUUCCUUCAUCUGGUCUACGUGUUGGUGAUCUAAUAUGUUUGCUGAACGGAUAUCAGGUUCCAGCUGAUGGAAUAUUUGCAGAUGGUCAAGCACUACAGUUGGACGAUGGGUUAAGUACUCUGACAGUUGACAGCGAACACCCAUUUUUGUUCUAUGGUUCAAGGGUGAUCAAUGGAGAUGCUCGAAUGAUUGCGACAUCUGUGGGGACGGACACAAUGCUGGUCCCGAUGAUGGGCAAGGAGAUCGAAUCUCCUGAAAAGAAGUGCGAAUUUGAAGUUUUACUUCAUAAAUUGAGAACCCGUGUAGACUUUUCUGCACUUCUACUCUCAAUCCUUAUCCUUAUAGUUAUGUUUCUACGAUAUUCACUGGGAAAAAGAGAUGAUGAAUUCGGUCAUAGACCAGAUCCAAAGGGAGAACCUACUCGUUUGAAAACUAUUAUGGAUGUCAUCAAAGGAAUUAUAAUAGAAUCAAAGGGGACAGCAAGAGUUUUGAUUGCUUCGCUGAGUGUCUCAGUGGUAGGUAUAAUGGAAGGCAUACCUUUUGUCAUUUCAUUUGCAGUCGCCCGUAGGAGCCGGAAGACACUAGCAGAAAACGCUUCAGAGAAUGACCCACUAGCUUGUGUGAAAAUGGCAUCAGUUACAGCCAUUUGCACUGACAAAUAUAGUGGAUUGACAGUUGACAAGUUUUUUGUGGAUAAGGGAUUUGUUGGGGAAAGCUCUGAGGUAUCCCCAAAUGUCCUCGAAUCUUUAUGUGAUGGAAUUGGAAUAUCACUUCUCUCGUCAUCUCACAGAGUUAAUGAUUUAAAGGAAUUGGUACUUAUCUCCUGGGCUGAAGAUAAGUUUGGUUUACGAAGGGAAACCCUAAGACAUCAAUGCAGCGUUGUCAAGCAUACAGAGGAUAACCUAUUCCGAUGUAGUGGAGCACUUUUGCUGAAAACCACAGAAAAUGGACAAGAGCGGCAUUUACAUUAUAAUGGACCUCCUCAGGAUAUUUUGUCCAUGUGUUCUGGUUACUAUAACGUUGCAGGGGAAAUACAUGCAAUAAAUGGUGAAAAAAGGAGAACGUUUGAACAAGUCCUUAGGGACUAUAUGCUAGAUGGACGAGAAGUAAUCGCAUAUGCUUGGAAACGCACAGAUGGAUCUAAUGUUAUGUCAAUUGAAGCAAAUGAUUUGAUCUUCGUAGGAAUGGUAGGCCUGAGUAACAUAAAUCCGGUUUGUAUAAGAAAUGCUGUCUCAACUUUGAAAGAAGGUGGAGUUAGGACUAUUCUUGUUUCUGGAGAUUGUAUUGAUGUACUUAGAACUAUUGGCAACAACUAUGGGCUGCUUACUCCGGAGUCGGAUGCUCUAACAGGUGAGGAAUUUAGGAACUUAACUGACGGAGAGAGAAGGCAGAAGUUGGACAGAAUAUGUAUCAUGGGAAGCUGCACCUUGCACGACAAGGUUCUUCUGGUGAAGUGCUUGAGAGAAGAAGGUGAAGUAGUUGCAAUGUUGGGGCAGAAAACAAAUGAUGCUCCAGCACUAAAAGAAGCCGAUAUAGGGCUGACAAUGGGGAUUUGGAGCUCAGAAAUUGCCAGAGAGUGCUCCGAUAUCGAUAUCAGGAAUGGGAAUUUUACUUUUCUUGUUAAUCUGAUGGAGAACGGGAGAUGCAUUUAUGAGAACAUAAGAGAAUUCAUCCAAUUUCAGCUUAUAUUCACCAUAUCAAGCUCAUUAAUUAAUUUCAUCGCAACUAUAGGUUGGGGGGAUGCCCCCAUGACAGCAUUUGAGUUUUUCUGGUUGAACAUGGUGGUUGCAAUUCCUGGAGGCUUGGCACUGCUGAGUGAGUGUCCAAAAGAAAGCCUAAUGAAAAUGCCUCUGAAAUCAGCUGGACAACUUAUUACCAAGGCCAUGUGGAGAAAUAUUGCCCUACAAGCUUCUUAUCAAACUGCCAUAUGUCUGACUCUUCACCUCAAAGGACGUGCAAUCCUUGGAAUAGGUGCUGGCCCCAUUAAGUCCAUGAUUUACAAUUCCUUGUUUCUCUGCCAGUUAUUCAACUUAUUCGUUGCUAGAGAGCUUGAAAAGAAGAAUAUUUUCAAAGGUCUUCACCAGAAUAGAUGGUUUUGGGUCGCAUGUGCUAUUUUUCUAACGUGUCAAGCAGCAAUGGUGGCAGCAGAAAAUGUGUUCGACAUUAGUACGAGGUUGAACUGGAUGUUGUGGGCUUCAUGCAUUCUAAUCGGACUAAUUUCAUGGCCGCUGGAUUUCGCCGGGAAAUGGAUUGGUUCGCUAGUAUUCCUUUCCUGAUAACGAAUUUAUUUUUAUUUUUGGCAUGUCAUGCAUGCAUUUUUUUAUUAUGCAUGUAAAUAUCAAUAAAGAUACUUGGAUGCUGUAAAAAUUACAGCCCUCCCCACUUUUAUAUGGGAGACGGGUGUACAAGUUGUUGUGCAUGUAGCACUUUUGUGUAAAUAUAAGUCAUUUACUCUA
Olea europaea var. sylvestris is the source of this 3977-nucleotide messenger RNA. RefSeq names its product calcium-transporting ATPase 12, plasma membrane-type-like. Lineage: Eukaryota; Viridiplantae; Streptophyta; Magnoliopsida; Lamiales; Oleaceae. Gene Ontology annotation, cellular component: intracellular membrane-bounded organelle; membrane. Bases 708 to 3797 code for a protein of 1029 amino acids. The record is from RefSeq and is a predicted model, not a curated record. Gene Ontology annotation, molecular function: P-type calcium transporter activity; ATP hydrolysis activity; ATP binding. The transcript is spliced from 5 exons.